Molecule: messenger RNA, 2934 nt
Organism: [Candida] anglica
Lineage: Eukaryota; Fungi; Ascomycota; Pichiomycetes; Serinales; Debaryomycetaceae
Source: the annotation of a GenBank genome assembly
AAUUGUUUUAAGCUAUUAUGUCAGUUUGUGAAAUUCUAUGUACAUAUAUACAUAAUAGUAGUUUUCUCUUGGAGUCACAAAAUAAAAUAACCGCCUUAAACCGCUUAUUUCCGUGCUUAUUAUUUCUUGGUUUUCAUUCUCUCUAUAGUAAUUGAAUACCCCACAUACAUACUAUUCCUUGGCCUAGGUUUCAGCCGCCUGCAUAAGAAGGAACACGUUUCGCUGUCUGUAUAGACUAUAGACCUUUUCUUCAUUCCACUACAACUACCCUUUUGGUCUAUUAUUGACAGGAAAAAAAUGCCUGGGAAAUCUUCGAGGGAAAGGGCUGCGGUUGUCAGUCCCACCCCGAGUCUUAGACACAUUUCCCAAACCAGAGUUAAUCAUAUCGGAAAUUCUCCAAGUUCACAAGCGUCCGGAAUGUCUCCAUCUCCUUCUGGAGAUUAUAGUGAUUACAUGACAAUGCAAGAAGGAGAACCUAGCGUAAAUAUGGAACUCCCACUGUCCCACUCAAACGACCAGGCAGACGUAGAGUCCAUUAUUUACAAACUGUCUCGUAAUAUAUAUCAAGGUCGUCCACAUCGGCCAUCUCAUUUAUCACAUCAAAUUAGCUUUGGGAGUGUUGGAGAACAACUGAGAUUAUUACCACCAUCUAAAACCAAUUCUUUUCCCAAUAAAUUCCCCGGUUUAAUGAACAUAACUUCAAAUGAAACUACAGAAUAUAGAAACUCAUCUAAUUCAUAUGAAGAAUGUACCGAUACUUUGGAUUAUUCAACGUUACUUCCAUACUAUCUUCCAUGUCUUUCAUGGAUUCCACACUAUUGUGUCGAAUUCUUUCUAGGAGAUCUUUUGGGCGGUCUAUCACUUGUAUUCUUCCAACUCCCACUCUCGCUUUCAUAUGCCCUGUCAUUAGCUCAUGUACCGGUUCUUUGUGGAUUAUAUUCAUUGGCUAUUUCUCCUCUUAUUUAUAUGAUUUUUGGAAGUGUACCUCAAAUGAUCGUUGGCCCCGAGGCUGCCAUCUCAUUGAUUGUUGGACAAGCAGUUGAACCACUCCUUCAUCAUGCGACGAAAAAGCAUCCAGUAGACCCCACAGAAGUGGUGGUGGUGAUCACAUUCAUUUCAGGAGCUUCGUUAUUGGGGUUUGGCUUGGGUAGAUUUGGGUUCUUGGAUAAUGUUCUUUCUGCAUCACUUUUGAAAGGUUUCAUCAGUGGGGUGGGUAUUGUCAUGAUUAUCAAUGCUCUUAUUGUCAUGUUUGGACUUUCAGGUCUUUUAGAUGAAGUUUCAAGUGAUCCUUCUGUUCCAGAUAUUCAUUCUCCAUUUGAUAAAUUUAGAUUUCUUUUAGGGAACUUUAAAGAAUUACAUCCACUUACUUUCCAAAUAUCGCUUGUUGGAUUCAUUACAGUGUUACUGAUUCGUAUAUUCAAGAAAUGGUAUGCUAAAAGAUGUAAAAGAAAAAUUAAUUUGGUUGUUUACAUUCCAGAAAUUUUACUUGUGGUGAUUUGUUCCACUUGGUGUGUGUCUUAUUUCAGAUUAGAUAAACAAGGUAUUUCAAUCAUUGGAGAUGUUGCUAAUGAUUCUAAGGCUAAAAUCUUACACAAUCCACUUGCGUUUAGACUUUGGCCAUUAUUCAAACAAGUUACUACUUCUGGAUUUCUUUGUGCUAUGUUGGGAUUCUUUGAAUCAACUACUGCUCUGAAAUCUUUAGGUUCCACUUAUGAUUUACCCAUUUCAUCUAAUCGGGAAUUAGUAGCAUUAGGGUUCAUUAACAUUGUUGCUGCUAUGUUUGGGGCGUUACCAGCGUUUGGUGGAUAUGGACGUAGUAAAAUUAAUGCCAUAUCCGCUCGUACCACCAUGCUGGGGGCAAUAAUGGGUCUUUGCACCUUUUUCACCAUUACAUGUCUUAUGGAUUAUCUUCAUUUCAUUCCUAAAUGCACUUUAAAUGUGGUGACAUGUGUCAUUGGUAUCCUGUUAAUUGAAGAAGCUCCUGGUGAAUUAUGGUUCCAUUGGAGAAGUCGUGGUUAUAAUGAACUUAUAACAUUUGGUGUAACGGUUACAACAACUCUUUUCUUUUCCAUGGAAAGUGGGAUUGCAGUUGGAUUAAUUUAUCUGUUGAUACGAGUGAUUAAACAUUCAGCAGCUUCAAGAAUUCAAAUUCUUGGAAGAAUUCCUGGUACAAAUACAUUUUUGAAUGCAGAUUCAAAUAUUGAUCAAGAUGGAAAAAUUAAAGAAUUUGAAAGACAAUUAGAAGCUGAAGUAAAUGAUGAACUAAGAAAAUCACAUAUUAAUAAGUCUAAGUCACAAUUAAAUUUCUUUACUGACAAUCAUUUCACUCAAUUGAAUUAUCAAGCAUUAGAAGAGAUUGAAGGAUGUCUUAUUGUUAAAAUCCCUGAACCUUUGACUUUUACCAACACAAAUGAUCUUAAAAGUAGACUUAAAAGAGUCGAAAUGUAUGGAUCUACCAAGGUUCAUCCUGGUAGUAAACGUACAAGAGAUGCUGCAAUGACAAAAUACAUUAUAUUUGAUCUUAAUGGAAUGACAGAAAUUGAUUCAUCAGCUGUUCAAAUUUUGAGAGAAAUCUUGACAAAUUAUGAAGAUCGGAAAAUAUAUUGCUUCUUCAUUCGGGUUAAUAAGGAUAAAUACUUGAGAGAUCGAUUCGAUAGAACUGGGAUUACUGAACUUUUAAUGCGUGAUUUAAGAGAUAUGUCAUAUUUUGAAGUUCAAAAUAUGCAGAGUAUACUGAAUGAUACAAGUGGUAAGAUAGAUGCAUUAGACAUUUAUAAUCUUACUGAAAGUCUUCAAUUACCUUAUUUUGAACACAUUAGUGAUGCACUCAAGGUCAUUGAUUAUUUUGAGACUAAUAAUGGAGAGAGAUUAGACGAGGUUUAAUAGAUAUAGAAUAAAGACCAUCAAAGUGAAUAUCAAUCUGAAUAUGACUGU